UUUCAGCUUUUCCAUAAUUAUUUUGUGUUUAUAAAUAUAUUUUUUUGUAUUGAGUUUGUAAGUAUGUCAGUUAAGCUCAAUGAGUACCAUGUAUCGAGGAGGACGGGCUUUUUGCUUGAAGAUCCUUUGGAGAAACUCCCUGAUUAUUUUGAAGACUGGAACUGGCUUUCUGCAAAUGCUCCUGAUCUGAUUUCUUCACACACACUAAGACGAGAAGUGGAAAAGAUACCUAUUUUGGACUACACCAGACUGAUUGGUUACAGAGAAUUGCGACUGGCUCACAUUCAGUUGUCAAUCAUUGGCUCGUGCUAUGUGUGGCAAGAAGGAGAUGCUGGGGUGCCCAAGAGUAUUCCAGCCUGCAUUGCUGUGCCUUGGUGGAAUAUUUCUCAACAAAUAGGUCUGAAACCCAUUAUUGGUCAUGCAUCAUUUUGUCUUGCCAACUGGAAGUAUAGAGAUCCAAGCCAGCCUGUUUCUCAUGACAACCUGGUGUCUCUGUAUGUGUUACCUGGAGAAGAGGCAUGUGACUGGUUUUGUGUUGCCACCUGUAUGGUAGAAUUCACAUUUGUUGAGGCUCUCGAGGCAAUUCAAGACGUUCUUGAUGGGAGUUAUGAAGAAGAUGACGUGAAGGUUGCAAAUGCACUGAUCCAGAUCACCAACACUGUUGAUGACAUGAGAAAAGCACUGAAGAGAAUGAAUGAAAAGCUACCUGCAGAUACUUUCUAUAAUGUCCUGAGGCCAUUUCUAAGUGGGUGGGGCGGUGAAAGCAACCCACUUCCCAACGGACUGAUAUAUGAAGGAAUCUCUGAAGAACCAGUACAACUGAAUGGAGGUAGUGCAGCUCAGAGUUCGACUCUUCAACUGCUCGACAGUUUGUUGGGUAUACAGCAUAAACCAGACAAGCAGAAGUUUCUCAACAAAAUGAGAGAUUACAUGCCCCCUGCACAUUCCAAACUUAUCGAAGAUGUGGGAAAUUCUUCCAACUUUUUGAAAAACUUGGUCAACAAGACAAACAACAAUCGGUUACAAGAAGCAUUCAAUGCUUGUGUUGCUGCAGUUACCCAUCUCCGGAGUUACCAUAUACAGCUGGUUACCAAGUACAUUGUAAUAAUGGCAAACAGGAAUAGAAGUGGAAAGUUUGAAGCGGUCUCAAAGAAAGGCACAGGGGGAACAGAUUUGCUGCCUUUUCUGAAGGAGCUUCGUGAUGAUACCAAAGAAACCAUGGUUCAGUAGCCUUUUAUACAGGCUUGAUAUGUGAUGUUCUAGCAGCUGAUAUAUUAUCCUGGUGAAUUCAUUUUAUGGGUUAACAUGUACAUUGUAAUAUGUAUCUGUUAAAACAUUUAUGUGAUUAUUGAGAUUUUUGUCUUGCCUUAUGAAGUAAAAAGGUAUUUCUUUUGUGGCAGCGGUAAAAGGUGUCAACUUUAGAAUUUUGCUCAGUGCUUUUUUGUUUUAUAUUUAACUAUAUAAAUGCAGUUUAUAGUUACAUCUCUGAAUGUUCAUCUCAAUGGAUAUUUAAAAAAAAAUUGAAAUUGAUUAAAUUAAUAUUUUAAUUUAAUUUUUAAUUUAAAAAAAACAACUUUAUUAUUUUAGUUACAUCUCUGAAUGUUCAUCU
Messenger RNA from Gigantopelta aegis, 1609 nucleotides. Its product is annotated as myoglobin-like. Gene Ontology annotation, cellular component: cytoplasm. The transcript is spliced from 14 exons. The record is from RefSeq and is a predicted model, not a curated record. Gene Ontology annotation, biological process: 'de novo' NAD+ biosynthetic process from L-tryptophan. The coding region runs from base 64 to 1230 and encodes 388 amino acids. Gene Ontology annotation, molecular function: indoleamine 2,3-dioxygenase activity; L-tryptophan 2,3-dioxygenase activity; heme binding. NCBI's taxonomy places the organism in Eukaryota, Metazoa, Mollusca, Gastropoda, Neomphalida, Peltospiridae.